Molecule: messenger RNA, 608 nt
Organism: Megalobrama amblycephala (Wuchang bream)
Lineage: Eukaryota; Metazoa; Chordata; Actinopteri; Cypriniformes; Xenocyprididae
Product: suppressor of tumorigenicity 14 protein homolog
Exons: 3
Molecular function (GO): protein binding
Source: RefSeq, a predicted model, not a curated record
UCAUCAAAUUUCCUCUUGUUGAAUCCAGAUUACCCAGCCUGCACAGAGAAGACAUGUGCUAACGGUGCUUGCUACAACAACACUCAGCACUGUGAUGGGAUGCUAGAUUGUCGAGAUGGAUCAGAUGAAUCCAACUGCACGAGGCACUGUCAGUCGCAUCAGUUUGAAUGUGCCAGUGGAUACUGCAUCCCGAUGCCAUUUGUCUGUGAUCAUUGGGAUGACUGUGGCGACAGCAGUGAUGAGCAAAACUGUGAGUAUCGGACAUGUAGUGGGUCAGAGUUCGCCUGCAGUAAUGGGCGCUGUAUGCCUCAGCAGUGGGUGUGUGAUGGUAUCAAUGACUGUGGAGACUUUAGCGAUGAAAAUGGAUGCGGUGAGAUUGACACCUUCUCUCUCCUGUCAAUAUGCAACAGAUUCAGUCACAUCUAUUAUAUAAGAUUUAGUAAAAAACAUAUGAUUAAUUAGUUAACCCUAAAUUCUGAGGAUUUCAUACUUUCAGACCCAGGUAUCCGAGACUGUUACCCUGGCGAAUGGCCCUGUCCAGGCUCUUCAAUGUGUGUGCCUAUAAACAAAGUGUGUGAUGAACACCCUGACUGCCCUGGUGGAACAGA